CUCAAAAUCAACAUAUUCGAAUUAAAAGGGAAACUAUAGCUUAUUGCGCAAAAAAAAAAAAAAAAAAACUAAAACAUGCAUAGAUCAUCAAGCACAAAUCGAUUCUCAGACGAUUAUUCCACGAGUUAUUAUUCAUCAUCUUCUAUUUCAUCACAAAAAGUGCCUCCAGCACUAAGAACAUUGUCUUUAGAAGCCAAUGGAUUAUUACCAAUAUAUGAACCUCUCUCUGAUAUUGCUAAAAAGGAAAAAUCUCAUGCCAAAUUUGCAGCAAAUGCUGUUCAUAUUAUACCACUUGUCUUAUUAUUAUGUGUAUUUAUCUUAUGGUUUGUGUCUAAUCCAGACGUUGAUGCACCAUUAAAAGGGGAAAUUAUUGCUACAACAAUAGAAGGAUUGCCACUUGAAGGAGAUCUCGACCCUGAUGGCACAGAAAUUACUAAUUUACCCCUAGAUUUGAGCGAUGUCGAUUUGAUAAAGCAAGGUCAAAGUCUCCAAAAGUCCUAUAUCGAAAAAUAAUUUCUCCAUGAAAUUGUUUUUGAUACUAAGUUGUUGAUAAUCACACCAACAUGAAAGUUUCAUUAUGUCUAUGUAUUACCUUUAGAAGGGUUCAAAUUUAUAUAUUACAUCAAUGAAGAAAUACCACUUAUUUUUUGA
Messenger RNA from Capsicum annuum, 651 nucleotides. RefSeq lists its product as uncharacterized. The transcript has 2 exons. NCBI's taxonomy places the organism in Eukaryota, Viridiplantae, Streptophyta, Magnoliopsida, Solanales, Solanaceae. Bases 76 to 513 code for a protein of 145 amino acids. The record is from RefSeq and is a predicted model, not a curated record.